GUCAUCAGAAAAGACUUCAAGCUUCGGCUGAUAUAGUUGUAUACGAGGUGAUUAUCUGAAAGUAUACUGGGAAGUUCAGGGUCCUGGACCUCCUGGUGUUAUCAAUGAGCGUUCAGCGUGGGCUAGAAUACUCUGUGGGAAUAGGGCUGAUGCUCCUCCAGCUCUAUACUCUCCAGGUUCUUCGCUUGUACUGGAAUUCCAUUCUGGUAUUCAGAAGAAUAAUGCUACAGGAUUUCUUGGAACUUACAGUUUCAUUGAAAGACGUCUGUUCGAAACAGAAGGCGUCCGGAUACCCGGAACGGAAUGCGACUACCAGUUUAGCCGGUCCGUCAAUCGACCCACACACGGCCGGUUGUACAGCCCACGAUACCCUUCCAUUUACCCGAAUAAUGUUCGCUGCUCUUAUCAUUUCCACGCCAGGCCAAAGGACCGGGUGAAAGUUGUUUUCGAAGAAGUCUCCCUACAAAAGGGGGAUAUAAGUUGCCUGCGUCGGGCGGAUAUCAUCAAAGUGUUCGACGGCAGGGACACAAACGCACCGGCCAUCGCAAUGCUAUGCAACGAAUUGACAGGUUAUGAGGUAUUAUCGACGGGCUCAUACUUAUUGUUACAAUUCACUGCCAACUCCGUGUCCCCGGGACAAGGCUUCGCUGCCACUUUCCAUUUCCAACCACCACCAGAUUCAACAGCCGCAGAUUCCGAUCGUCUUCUGAAAUUGAGUUUUGGAAAAGCCUUCGAGUCUCUGGGGCCAGAAGUUAGCGCAACAACUUCAUCCUGUCACCAAGAGUUCAACAGUGACGGAUCAAAACACGGGACAUUAACUUCUCCUCAUUAUCCUUUAGCAUAUCCUCCUAAUACUCAUUGUCAUUACGAGUUUUUUGGAAGAGGAAAAGAGAGAAUAAGAUUGAUAUUUCAAGAUUUCUUUUUAUUCAAAUCUUCGGAUGGGUCUGCAGAUUGCCGGAACUUGGAUUCGCUUCAAGCGUUCGUUAACGUUGAUGGGCGGCUAGAAAAUGUUGCCACAUUUUGUGGGGUCGAUCGGCCACAACCAAUAAUGUCAAAUGGCCCAAAAUUGAUGUUAGAAUUUCGAGGUACCCAGUCUUCGAGACAUUCAAGAGGAUUUAAAAUAUCAUAUUCAUUCAUAGAGAAUUUUGGUAUUACAACUGGUAGACAGCUGAAGGAGUUCCCUUGUGCUUUCGUGUAUAACAGUAGCGAGUCUCACAACGGUACCUUCGCUUCUCCCAACUCUCCUGGUCUAUAUCCGAGGGACACAGAAUGUUCUUACUUCUUCCACGGAGGGCAGAGUGAGAAAGUUCACUUGCAUUUCACCCAUUUCGAUGUAGAGGGAGUCCUACCUUGUGAAGCUGUGUCGGCAAGCGACUAUGUAGAAUUUUCAAACUACAUGACAGAAGAUAAUAAGUAUGGCAGGUAUUGCGGUCAAAUGAAAGAAUUCCACGUGGAAUCUGAGAGGAACUUCUUUAAAGUCACGUUCAGGUCAAACGAUAGAUUAGAUGGAACUGGUUUCAAAGCUAUGUACCAAUUUUUGGAAGCAUCGGAGGAAUAUCAGGCUCCGAUAUCUGAUAAGGCUUCUGAAUCAUUGCAUUUUUCUGGUGUCAUGGGGCUCAUAAUUGCCGCAGCACAUCUGAAUCAUCAACUAUAUCAUUCAUAAAGUGAUACUAGACUAAUAAUUAAUACUAUUAGCAUAAUAAUCCUGUACAUUUUGUAUAGUAUGUGCCAUACACUGUAAUUUUUAUCGUAGGUACGCAAUAUUUUCUAUAAACAUGUCUAUAAAUAAGUUUCAACUAUUAACAUCUACAGCAAUAUAACACAAUAAAGUUCUAUUCACGCGGGCACGGAAUCUAAAUAUAUUAUAUAAAUAAAAUAUAAA
This is a messenger RNA of Danaus plexippus (monarch butterfly), 1882 nucleotides long. RefSeq names its product suppressor of lurcher protein 1-like (gene Sol1). Lineage: Eukaryota; Metazoa; Arthropoda; Insecta; Lepidoptera; Nymphalidae. Gene Ontology annotation, cellular component: plasma membrane. The record is from RefSeq and is a predicted model, not a curated record. The transcript has 12 exons. The coding region runs from base 548 to 1663 and encodes 371 amino acids.